Molecule: messenger RNA, 8511 nt
Organism: Fibroporia radiculosa
Lineage: Eukaryota; Fungi; Basidiomycota; Agaricomycetes; Polyporales; Fibroporiaceae
Exons: 14
Coding region: 1-8511 (2836 amino acids)
Biological process (GO): fungal-type cell wall polysaccharide biosynthetic process; (1->3)-beta-D-glucan biosynthetic process
Cellular component (GO): plasma membrane; 1,3-beta-D-glucan synthase complex
Molecular function (GO): 1,3-beta-D-glucan synthase activity
Source: RefSeq, a predicted model, not a curated record
AUGUCCAUCUCUGGACCUCGAUUCGGACUCAUGAAAACAAGUAUCUCCAGAAAACUCAGCUUACACCGUUUCCAAUCGACAACAUCUCCCUCUUCCGACCUGGUACUUGAAUCGGUUGAUUCCCGAUGGCAAGGCUCAGAAUCUCCGGAGCUCCAGUCAUAUUCUUCUACUAGUAAUCCGCUGCAGACUAUCCGUGAUCUCAUCGCCCCUACCAUUAUCAUAACCGAGGCUCCAGAGACAGAGACUUCUAUGGCAUCAGAUAUCCAGUCACCCGGAAACUUGCUUACGAAUAGUCAUGCGGCCGAAGCGGACCAUCUUACAGGAGAUCACCCAAUCUCUGCAUUUUCCGCAAACGAGGACACUGGGAUGCUCGUUUCAACCGACGUCCAGGCGGACUAUCAAUGCAGCUCCAGCCAUGAUACCGAGAUUGCUUUCAGACGCCAAGUAAGGAUACUGUACAAUCAACAUGAAGCUCUUCGAAACAAGGUAGCAUCGCUGGAACAAAUCAUACGCGACUCUUCCAAACGCCUCCAUGAUUGUGCAGCCGCUUCAGCUGUUGUAUUGGAAACGGAAAGAGAGCUCCGCCUCGAGCAAGAAGCCAAGACGCGGAGAGCGGAAGAUCGAGUGCGAUCUCUAUCACGCGAGAACGGGUAUCUGGUACAGGCCAAAAUAAUACUGGAGAAGCAACUCGCCCGCGCGAUCAACGACACACAAGGCUGGCAAGACAAGAUUCGCGCCGCUCAGGACAUGCAGGAGAUGGCAAUGAGGGCAUAUCACCGAUGUGACGCUUUGGAAGAAAAGAAUCUAGAGCUUCAGCAAGCUGUCGAUGCUUUCGCGAGGGGCUCCGAAUCAACAACUAUCCUACAGUUGCAAACCGCCAUUGAGCGACUUACCGCCGAGCUUGAGAUCAACAAGAACCAAAAGGCCGGCAAUGCGCAAUCGAAAUGGAGGACUGCCCGUGAAGCCAGUGAAGAAGGAAGUACUGCCGUACUUGAUGAGAUGCGUGAAAAGACGCGAACAUUACAACGGAUACCCAACAACUCAUUCGUCACCUUUUCGUCGGGCAUGGCUGCUCGCCCAGAAUACGGGGCCUCUGACCCUCAGAAUCCGUUCUCCAACCAUCCAUCUCCUUAUGGCCAACCAUUACGCCAAUACUCCGUCGAUUCCGACCCUAAUGACGCUUAUGCUAGUCGGAAUGCCAGCAGUGUUCCACUGACAAACGCCGCUUACUACGAUGGACAAGCUCAAUCCGCUGUUAGCGUUGAUUCCGUGAAUGAAUACGACCGCCGGUAUACGCCGUCUAUUGGCUCUCAAUUGAGCAUGGGAAAUGAUGGCCCCUUCGCUGACAUCCCUGGUGCGACUGAACCCUAUCCGGCCUGGUCUUCGGAGCGCGAAAUACCCAUGUCAAUGGAGGAGAUAGAAGACAUCUUCUUGGAUCUUGCUCAAAAGUUCGGCUUUCAGAGAGAUUCCAUGAGAAAUAUGUUUGAUUUCUUGAUGCAACUCCUCGAUUCGCGAGCCUCGCGCAUGUCCCCUAAUCAAGCGUUGACUACGAUACACGCGGAUUACAUCGGAGGCCAUCACGCAAACUAUCGCAAAUGGUAUUUCGCUGCCCAACUUAAUCUUGACGAUGCAGUUGGACAGGCGCAGAACCCCGGUCUGCAGCGGCUUCGUAGCAUGAAAGGGAAAGUGCAAACUGCCAGCACCAAAUCGCUUGACAGUGCCCUGAAUAGGUGGCGCAAUGCGAUGAAUAACAUGAGUCAGUAUGACCGACUUCGUCAGGUGGCGCUUUGGUUACUGUGCUGGGCAGAAGCGGGCAACGUGCGCUUUACACCCGAAUGCCUGUGCUUCAUUUUCAAGUGUGCGGACGAAUAUUAUCGGAGCCCGGAGUGUCAAAACCGAGUGGACCCUGUACCCGAAGGACUUUACCUCGAAAGUGUAAUUAAACCGCUCUACCGCUUCAUGCGCGAUCAAGGAUACGAAGUCUCGGCGGAAGGUAAAUUUGUUCGAAGAGAGAAGGACCAUGACCAGAUUAUUGGGUACGAUGAUAUCAAUCAGCUUUUCUGGUAUCCAGAAGGUCUUGCUAAGAUCGUGCUCAAGGAUAAUACGCGAUUACUCAAUCUCCCUCCGGCACAACGCUAUAUGAAACUAGGCCAGGUCGCGUGGGAGCGUACAUUCUUCAAGACUUACUUUGAGAAGCGUUCGCUUGGUCAUCUUCUCAUCAACUUCAACCGCGUGUGGAUUUUGCAUAUUGCAGUGUUCUGGUUCUACACGGCUUACAACUCGCCUAAAGUAUAUACUGCUACGGGGAAAUCCAGUCCGUCAGCAGCGAUGACUUGGUCGGCGGUGGCUCUCGGCGGUGCCGUUGCUACCUCGAUCAUGAUUGCCGCGACGAUUGCUGAGUUCUCCUUCACCCCUACAUCGUGGAAUAACGCUUCGCAUCUGACAACCAGGCUCAUUUUCUUACUCGUCGUCCUCGCAUUGACUGGUGGACCUACUGUCUAUGUUGCCAUGGUUGAUGAUUCAGCAUCCAAUAUCCCACUGAUAAUCGGCAUUGUGCAGUUCUUUGUUUCUGUCGUCGCCACCGUCGCAUUCGGUAUUAUUCCCUCUGGUAGAAUGUUCGGUGAUCGUGUGGCCGGUAAAUCGCGCAAAUUUAUGGCCUCGCAGACGUUCACCGCGUCGUAUCCUACUUUGGGUGGCAGUUCGCGAUUCGCCUCGGUCAUGUUAUGGCUCCUCGUCUUUGGCUGCAAGUUCACCGAGUCGUUCUUCUUCAUGUCAUCAUCGUUCAGCGAGCCAGUCGCCGUGAUGGCACACACGAAGGUACAAGGAUGCAAUGACAAGAUUUUCGGAAACGCUCUUUGUUCUAACCAGGUGAUGUUUGCGCUAGCCAUCAUGUAUGUGAUGGAUUUGGUGUUAUUCUUCCUGGAUACCUACCUCUGGUACAUCGUCUGGGUCGUGGUGUUUAGCGUGUGUCGGUCUUUCUAUCUGGGAUUAUCGAUCUGGACCCCUUGGAAGGAGGUAUAUACGCGUAUGCCAAAACGGAUUUACGCCAAACUAUUGGCUACCGCUGAUAUGGAGGUAAAGUACAAACCGAAGGUUCUGGUCUCUCAAAUAUGGAACGCGAUCAUCAUCUCCAUGUACCGAGAGCAUCUGUUGUCGAUUCAUCAUGUCCAGCGAUUACUUUAUCACCAAGUGGAUGGGCCUCAAGGCCACCGUGUGCUUCGUGCGCCACCAUUCUUCACACACAACACCGGCAGGGAGAGCGAUUUCUUCCCGGCUGGAGGGGAAGCUGAACGCAGGAUCUCGUUUUUUGCUCAGUCUCUCACGACCGCGUUCCCAGAUCCUUUGCCUGUAGACUCAAUGCCGACCUUCACAGUACUCAUUCCCCAUUACUCGGAGAAGAUCUUGUUAAGUUUGCGCGAAAUCAUUAGAGAAGAGGAUCAGAACACUCGUGUCACGCUCUUGGAGUACUUGAAACAGCUGCAUCCUAUUGAGUGGGAUAACUUCGUCAAAGACACCAAGAUCCUCGCCGAUGAAAACUCCGCUACGAGUUCCUUUGACGGUGACCAUCCGAACGAGAAGCGUGACAGUCGGGCGGACGACUUGCCGUUUUAUUGUAUUGGUUUCAAGACAUCCGCACCAGAGUACACUCUUCGUACUCGUAUCUGGGCUUCGCUCCGGGUCCAGACUCUAUACCGUACGGUCUCUGGGAUGAUGAAUUACUCCAAGGCCAUCAAGCUCAUGUACCGAGUCGAGAACCCUCAGAUCGUACAGAGAUUUGUCGGUAACACCGACAGACUUGAACGGGAGCUGGAGCGUAUGUCUAGACGUAAGUUUAAGUUCGCCGUGUCAAUGCAACGUUAUGCGAAGUUCAAUAAGGAGGAAUUGGAGAAUGCCGAAUUCUUGCUACGUGCCUAUCCUGACCUCCAGAUCGCCUACUUGGAUGAGGAACCUGGUCAGAGGAGCGGAGAGUCUCGGAUAUUCUCUGUGCUCAUCGACGGACAUUCGGACGUGGACGAGAAGGGGAAGAGGAAACCUAAGUUCCGUGUUGAAUUGCCCGGAAAUCCUAUCCUUGGUGACGGCAAGUCGGACAAUCAAAAUCAUGCCAUCAUCUUUUACCGGGGAGAGUACCUCCAGCUCAUUGAUGCGAAUCAGGACAAUUACUUGGAAGAAUGCAUCAAGAUUCGCAACAUCCUUGGUGAAUUUGAGGAGUACUCUGUUUCCGGCCAGAGUCCGUAUGCACAGUGGGGCCACAAGGAGUUCCAGAAAGCUCCAGUUGCGAUCGUUGGCACCCGUGAAUACAUUUUCUCAGAGAAUAUUGGUGUACUAGGAGAUAUCGCCGCUGGGAAAGAACAGACGUUUGGCACCAUGACACCACGUGUGUUGGCGUGGAUCGGAGGCAAGCUUCACUACGGACAUCCUGACUUUUUGAAUGCCACCUUCAUGGCCACGCGAGGCGGUGUUUCCAAAGCUCAGAAGGGUUUGCAUUUGAACGAGGAUAUCUUUGCUGGUAUGAACGCGAUCGGUCGUGGCGGUCGAAUCAAACACUCUGAAUACUAUCAGUGCGGAAAGGGGCGCGAUCUCGGAUUUGGUACCAUCUUGAAUUUCCAGACGAAGUUGGGUACUGGUAUGGGUGAACAAAUGCUCAGCAGAGAGUACUACUACUUGGGUACCCAACUACCGCUUGAUCGAUUCCUCACAUUCUAUUACGGUCAUCCUGGUUUCCAUAUCAAUAAUAUUCUGGUCAUGUACUCAAUUCAGGUCUUUAUGGUCACUUUACUUUUUAUUGGCACCUUGAACAAGGAGCUCGCUGUUUGUGCCACCGGUUCCUCUGGAGACGUUCUACCGGGAGAGACUGAUUGCUAUGUUCUCACUCCUGUCUUCAGUUGGAUCAAGCGAUGCAUCAUAUCCAUCUUCCUCGUCUUCUUCAUUGCUUUCUUGCCACUAUUCUUGCAAGAACUACUGGAAAGAGGGACCGGUAAAGCACUAAUCCGACUCGGGAAGCAGUUUUUAUCUCUCUCUCCUAUCUUCGAAGUCUUCUCGACUCGGAUUUAUUCACAGUCCAUUCUCAGCAAUCUGACAUUUGGCGGUGCUCGAUAUAUCGCAACUGGACGAGGCUUCGCCACUACACGUAUUUCCUUCACUAUUCUCUACUCUCGCUUCUCCGGACCGAGCAUCUACAUGGGCAUGCGCAACGUUCUCCUUCUUCUCUACGCAACUAUGGCUGUCUGGACGCCGUUUCUCAUUUAUUUCUGGUUCUCAGUGCUGUCAAUCUGUAUCGCGCCUUUUGUGUUCAACCCGCACCAGUUCUCCUUCUCAGACUUCAUCAUCGAUUACCGCGAAUUUUUGCGCUGGAUGUCCCGUGGAAACUCUAGACAUAAAGCAAGUAGCUGGCAUGGUUAUUGCCGUCUCUCCCGCACUAUGAUUACUGGUUACAAGAAGAAGAAGCUUGGACAUCCUUCAGAAAAGCUCUCCGGUGACAUGCCCCGUGCCAGGUGGCGGACUGUCCUCCUCUCCGAAAUCAUAUGGCCUAUCUGCCUUGCAAUCAUUUUCAUAAUUGCAUACAUGUUCGUCAAGUCGUUCCCCCAGAAUGGCAAGCAGAAUCCUAGUGCUUUGAUCCGAAUUCUCGUGAUUUCGAUCGGUCCAGUCGUGUGGAAUGCGGCAAUUCUUCUGGUGCUAUUCUUUAUAUCCCUAUUCCUGGGUCCCAUGAUGUCUUCGUGGACUAAAUUUGCAUCGCUCAUUGCCGCGCUUGCGCAUCUCCUUGCUUUGGUCGGGCUCGUUGCGUUCUUUGAGUUCUUUUGGUUCUUGGAGCUGUGGGAUGCUUCUCAUGCUGUGCUGGGUGUCAUUUCGAUCGUAGCUGUCCAGCGCGCCAUUCAGAAGAUACUGAUAUCUGUCUUCCUUUCCCGUGAGUACAAGUCCGACGAAACAAAUAUCGCCUGGUGGUCCGGAAAGUGGUAUGGGAGAGGUCUAGGUAACUCGGCGUUCUCCCAGCCUGCCCGCGAGUUCCUCGUGAAAAUCGUCGAGAUGUCAUUGUGGAGCUCAGACUUUUUGAUUGCCCAUAUCCUUCUGAUUCUCAUGACCCCACCGAUCUUCAUCCCCUUUGUGGACAGGAUACAUUCCACAAUGAUGUUCUGGGUUCGACCAUCUAAGCAGAUCCGUCCACCCUUGUUCUCGAACAAGCAGAGGAGACAGCGUCGUUGGAUUGUGAUCAAGUAUACGUUCGUCUAUAUCACUGUUAUCGCUUUCCUCGCUGCGAUGGUUGUUCUUCCUGUGGUGUUCCGCGAUCGCAUUACAUUAACCUUGUCCAAAAACGCGAUCACAUGGUCUGUGAUUGACGACGCGCUUGCCGCUGGCCACUCGACCGACUUCGAGUUCCGCUCGCUCUCGUUCGUGAUGAGUCGACCCAUUCAUCUAUGGAGACCACAAGUUACACUUACUUCGGAUGAAGCCUGUACGACUGUUUUGAAAUAUGCACUCCCAUCACUUGCGCCACCCCCGCCCUACCAAUCCACGCCAAGCACCCGACGGAAACUCUCAUUCAUCCCAUCACUUGCAUACUUUUGUAUUCAGAGAUUGCUGGAGUAUCCAGACCAGAUACAUACUUUGGGUCCUGUUCGAUUGCACUAUCAAAAACCAUCAUCCUCUGAAGCAUACGACAUCAUUCGUGCCUUGAUACCUAGCUAUCGCCCCAACAGGCCGCUCAAUUUAUCGCAGGUCGACCCUCGACUCUGGGCGCUGCUAAUUCAACUAUACCCUGAGCUCCCAUCCUCGUUCCGAACAUAUACGCUCCCUCUUACGGAUAACCAUCUACCGCUACUCCAGCGUAUCCCAUCCACGCCAGACUUCGCCCUGUUGACCAUUCUUGAACUGCCAAGAUGCAGCGAAUUAACAGAUGACACUGUCAUUGAGCUGAAAGAUUUGCACGGAUUAUGUGCAUUUGAUGCUAGUGGGACCGCGCUCAGUGCCUGGGGAAUCAAAAGGCUAUCAAAAACACUUUCUUUCGCGACCCCCGAUGAGAUCCAAGCAGGCCAUCGCGCCUCAUUGAGGAUAGGCCCAUGGGGAAUACGAAUUUUGAUUCUCCGUAAUUGCAUGAACGUCAACAAUGAGGUAUUUGACCACCUCGUCGAGUUCCCUCUGCUCAGUGUUGUAGAUUUAAGAGGUACCCGCUGUAUACGAGGAAUUGCUAGCCCCUUCAAACCAUGCAGUGAACCUGCAUUUUUUCAUCCCUCAUCGCUGGCUAAUGCACUGUCGCACCUGACGUCUGUUGCUACUUCAUCUAACCUCUAUUCGCACCCCAAUCCGUAUACCAUUCGGAUCAAAGACCUCUAUUACAAAAGGGGAACACCUAUGGCGAGGUAUUCUUCUCAACUCGACCCAAUUUUAGGUUACCAGCCUAUUGCAAGUGGUAGGAUGGAUGUGUUCUUGCCGUAUAAGCCUCCCCAACCUCAUCUCCCAGAUGCUUGGCCUUGCAGUGCAGAUAGUCUGUAUGAGAGCCCCCUUCAAUGGGAUAAUACGAGUCCAGAUGAGCAAUCCACCGGAGAGGAGGAAGGCGAGGAAGGCGAGGAAACCGACCUUAGUAAGUUUGAUAUCAAGGAUGAAGAGGGUGCAUCAUCAUCCCCUUGCGAACAGACAUUAGUCGAAUUGGUGAAUUCAGCUGCUACCAUCGAGUCACGCCUCAUGGCUACGCAUCGAUCCACUGUGCGAUUCUACGGGAGUUCUGGUGCUCAUCGACGGAACAGUUCUCUUCCAGGGCCUCCAGAGAUUGACAAGUGUAUCAAUUCGACAUCUGGAAAUCCCUUCAUGCUAUUCCGGCCACCUCCCUCAUGGAACUCACUGCCGCAGCCGAAUGGGGAUCAACGAGCAAGAAAGCGGCUGAAAGGCAAUGCAAUACUAGAGGGACAAGAUCUUGUCGUCGACGUAAGGAAAGAUGCACACGUCAAACAGGAGAUGAGUGGCAUUCGCGACGCGCUAGCGGCGCGUCGCAGGGUGGCUGUGCAAACCUCGAGUACUCACAAAUGCAAAUGCCCGGAGGGAAGACAAUCGAUUCAGUCCGCCUCCUCUAAUCCAUUCCUCCGCAAAUUCCGGCAGCCCAGAGCUAAAACUCCAUUGAAAAAGGAAAUCAAGUCCGCAAAUUCUGCUGCAAAAACCACUAUUUACACAGAUGCGGAUACUGCUUCUGGCAAAAAGAUGGAUGCACUUGCCGGGAGUAAACCCCUCAAACCAAUUUCGCGGCUCACGAUCCCUCGGCUACCUCCUGCUAUCAGUCCAGCCCCGACCUUAUCAUCCAAGACAAGCGAUGGAGUGCAAAGGCGUACACAAACGACUUUGCCGGAAUUGGUGCGAUCGACGAGUAUAGCACCCUCAAACGCGGCUGAACGACAAAUAGACAAGAUCAAUUCCCGCAAAGUUGGGGCUAAACCGAAAGACUCGGGAAUGAACGGGGUGAAAGGACAACGGACAAAUUUCGACUGGAAGCGUUGGGGAGGGGGAUCCAACGAUGGCAAAGUUUCCUAG